AUGCCCCGUGGCCAAAUCAUGACGGGGCAGGACUGGGAGCCCCAGGUGUUUAACUUUCAAAAAAAGAAUAACGCCAAUAAGAAGCCUGGUCGCGUGAGCGAGACCGAGGCCAACCGCGUGCUGCAGCGCGGAGGGAAUGUGGAUGUGAUGAAGAAGGAACACUUCCACGCGAAUGCCCAGAAAACGGACCUUGGCGCCAACGCAAAGAGGUUAGAUGAGGACACCGAUAUAUUGAAGUUAAAGCGCGUGGAUAAUGCCUUGCGCAUUAAUAUUCAGCGGGCGCGCCAAGCAAAGGAAUGGACGCAGCAGGACCUGGCACGACACAUAGCGGAGCGGGCCGGCGUUGUGACGGAGUACGAGAGCGGGAAGGCGGUGCCGGAGGAGCGGGUGCUGGUGAAGAUGGAGAAGGCAUUGGGCGUUCACCUGCGUGGGGUGAUGGCCGGGAAGCCAUUUGGAGGCAGCCACCAUCAGCCACAGCAGGCGAAAAAGCCCGCGUGA
This is a messenger RNA of Trypanosoma conorhini, 498 nucleotides long. Its product is annotated as transcription factor. The transcript has a single exon. The record is from RefSeq and is a predicted model, not a curated record. Lineage: Eukaryota; Euglenozoa; Kinetoplastea; Trypanosomatida; Trypanosomatidae. Gene Ontology annotation, molecular function: DNA binding. Gene Ontology annotation, cellular component: nucleus. Bases 1 to 498 code for a protein of 165 amino acids.